Lepidothrix coronata (blue-crowned manakin) is the source of this 1116-nucleotide messenger RNA. RefSeq names its product NK6 homeobox 1 (gene NKX6-1). The record is from RefSeq and is a predicted model, not a curated record. The transcript has 3 exons. NCBI's taxonomy places the organism in Eukaryota, Metazoa, Chordata, Aves, Passeriformes, Pipridae. Gene Ontology annotation, cellular component: nucleus. Gene Ontology annotation, biological process: regulation of transcription by RNA polymerase II; cell differentiation. Bases 1 to 1032 code for a protein of 343 amino acids. Gene Ontology annotation, molecular function: DNA-binding transcription factor activity, RNA polymerase II-specific; RNA polymerase II cis-regulatory region sequence-specific DNA binding.
AUGCUGGCGCUGGGGCAGAUGGACGGCGCGCCCCGGCAGGGCGCCUUCCUGCUGGGCAGCCCGCCGCUGGCCGCCCUGCACAGCAUGGCCGAGAUGAAGGCGCCGCUGUACCCCGCGUACCCCCUGCCCGCCGGGCCCGCCUCCUCUUCCUCUGCCUCCGCCUCGCCCGCCUCCGCCUCGCCCUCGCCGCCGCUCGGCUCCCCCGGCCUCAAGGCUCCCGCCGCCGCCGCCGCGGCGGGCGGGCUCUCGGCGCUGGGCACGGCCCCGCCGCAGCUCUCGGCCGCCACCCCGCACGGCAUCAACGACAUCCUCAGCCGGCCCUCCAUGCCCCUGCCGGGCGCCGCGCUCGCCUCCGCCUCGCCCUCCGCCUCCUCGGCGGCGCCCGCCGGGCUGCUGGCCGGGCUGCCCCGCUUCGGCAGCCUCAGCCCCCCGCCGCCGCCGCCGCCUGCCCUCUACUUCAGCCCUGGGGCCGCCGCUGCCGCCGCCGCCGUGGCCGCCGGGCGCUACCCCAAGCCGCUGGCCGAGCUGCCCGGCCGGACGCCCAUCUUCUGGCCGGGGGUGAUGCAGAGCCCGCCCUGGAGGGACGCCCGCCUUGCUUGCGCCCCCCAUCAAGGCUCAAUUUUGCUGGAUAAGGACGGAAAGAGAAAACAUACCAGACCCACUUUUUCUGGCCAGCAGAUUUUCGCUCUGGAAAAGACUUUCGAGCAGACGAAGUACCUGGCGGGCCCGGAGCGUGCCCGACUGGCUUACUCCCUGGGGAUGACGGAGAGCCAAGUCAAGGUCUGGUUCCAGAACCGACGGACCAAGUGGCGGAAGAAGCACGCGGCGGAGAUGGCGACGGCGAAGAAGAAGCAGGACUCGGAGACGGAGCGGCUGAAGGGCGCCUCGGAGAACGAGGAGGAGGACGACGACUACAACAAGCCUCUGGACCCCAAUUCGGACGACGAGAAAAUAACUCAGCUGCUGAAGAAACACAAGCCGGGGGGCGGCGGGCUGCUGCUGCACCCCCCCGAGGGGGAGGCCUCCGUCUAGCCCUCUCCGCCCGCCGCCGCUUUCGGAGAUGUACAGAUCUAUUUUUCUAGACUCUACGCGCCCGGGAGGAGGAGGAGAAGCCGG